AUGCCACGCGGGGCGCUUGUGUGGGGCCUGCUGUCUGCGGCGGCGGCGUGUGUGGCCGCACAGCAGCAUGUGUUCAGCAUGGAGAGCGAUGCACCGCUCUCCGGGCGCUUCCUACACAUCACCGAUAUGCACAUGGACGGGCACUACCGGGAGGGCAGCUCGGUCGUAUCCCAGUGCCACAGGGACGCACCGCACAAGAAGCACGGUGGUCAGUGGCGCUCGGGGUACUGGGGCACGCCUGUGAGCGACUGUGAUGCGCCGCUGCAGCUUGCCAAUGCGACGCUGCAGUGGGCCAAGGAGGCAUGGCAGCCUGAGCCCAGCGACGCUUUUUCGGGUGUGCCCGCGGUCCCGUUCGACUUUAUCCUGUGGACGGGCGACUCGGCGCGCCAUGAGCAAGAUGGCACGAUCCCGCGCACGCCCAAGGAGAUCCAGGACCUCAACCGCUACACGGUGGGCCUGUUCGAGCACUACUUCCCUGGCGUGCCGCUAGUGCCGAACUUUGGCAACAACGAUAUUCAGCUGCACAACACCAUGCCUGGUGGCCCGACGCAAGAGAUCGAGGCUUUUGCCGAUAUCUGGCAGAAGCACAUCCCUUCUGACCAGCGCGAUACCUUCCUGCGAGGCGGCUACUUUGCCAAGGACGUGAUUCCCGACAAGUUGGGCGUCAUCAGCCUCAAUACCCUCUACUUUUACGACUCGAACAAGGCCGUCGAUGGCUGUCCUCGCAGGCGCAGGCAGGAUAGGGACAGUCACGUCGAUCCGGGCACGCUGCAGCUCGAGUGGCUCACCGAGCGCCUCGUCGAGUUCCGGCACCGCAACAUGCAGGUGCACCUGAUCGGCCAUGUGCCGCCGACGGCUGGCAACUACUUUGACCGCUGCUUCGAUGUGUACACAGAGCUCGUCCUGCGCUUCCAGGACACGAUUGUGGGCCAGCACUUUGGCCACAUGAACCUCGACGCCUUUUUCGUGCAAGAGUCCGCGCUCGCCUCGAAGAAGCACCCGCGGCCCAAGAUCCCGAUUGUGUACAAGCCGAUCGAGGAGGAUUUGCGGUACGACUACGAGUCGCUGCCAGGCAACGCGCGCACCAACAUGGACCUGUACAGUGUGUUCUACGAGGCGCCCAGCUUGGUUCCGACCUAUCUGCCGUCGCUACGUGUGUGGACGUACAACACGAGCCUCGAGCACGACAAUCGCCCCGUGUGGAACCGGGAAUUUACCAAUGACCUCGCCGUGCUACUCGACUACGUAUCGUAUGACCUGUGUGACGACCACGAGGCAUCGGACGAGUGCGAGCCCUAUCCGCUGCCGGGCGAUGUGACGGUGUGGAAGAAGGACCGGCAACACAGCCGCCCGCCGCACCGCCGUCGCCACCGCCGCCGGGACCAGAGGCUCCCCCGGUACGCGUCGCCUCUGUCGCCGUCGCGCACCAACACCUUCCUAACGCCGCUGGGCUAUAGCCAAUGGGUGCUGGACCUCGACGCUGCGAACGCCGAGUUCCUGCAUAAGCGCAAGAAGCACGGCGGCAGGGCGCCCACAAACCUGACGCUCGACUUUGACCUGGAGUACACGACCUACACGGCGCCUGUCCUGUGGCACCAGUACCACGACAAGCUCGUAAGCCCCAGCGAGAUUAUGCCGCCGCCGCACCACCAUGAGUCGCCGCAGGACCACCACAUCCCGGUGCCGCGCGCGCUGCUCGAGCGUGCUCUCAGGCAGGCGGGUAUCACGUCGCCCUUUGACUGCGACGGCAGCGUGUGCCGCCUGGCCAAGCCCGUCAAGCCCCUUACCAACUAUGCGCGGGACGACAUGACGCUGCGCUCGGUCAUGGACCUUGCCCGGCGCCUCGUGCUCGACAAGAAGCUGUGGAAGACGUAUGUGCAUCGCAUGUACACCAACAGUCUCAUAAACUAA
This is a messenger RNA of Malassezia sympodialis ATCC 42132, 1911 nucleotides long. It is a transcript of the gene PPN1, whose product is annotated as endopolyphosphatase. The record is from RefSeq and is a predicted model, not a curated record. NCBI's taxonomy places the organism in Eukaryota, Fungi, Basidiomycota, Malasseziomycetes, Malasseziales, Malasseziaceae. Gene Ontology annotation, cellular component: fungal-type vacuole. Gene Ontology annotation, biological process: polyphosphate catabolic process. Gene Ontology annotation, molecular function: endopolyphosphatase activity; exopolyphosphatase activity; phosphoric diester hydrolase activity.